CACCGUCAAACCACCCAUAUCAAAUCAUUAAGCAUGUCUGGAAGAGGCCAACCCCGAGGCUCAUCCUCGACCCGAGGUUCGAACCCUUCUGGAUCCCGAGGAGGAUCCUCUGCAAACAGGGGCGGACGAGGAGGUGGCGCUUCAGGAGCUGGAGGAGAGAGGCAGAAGAAGGAGGCCAUCUUGAACCUGCAAAAGUAUCAGGACAAGGAGGUCAGGGUGAAGUUUCAGGGCGGGAGGGAAGUCGUCGGAACCCUCAAAGGUUUCGACGCCUUGCAGAAUUUGGUACUGGAUGAUGUGAAAGAGGAAGGGACCGACGGUCGACCUUCCCGGACGCUCGGACUGGUCGUACUACGAGGACCUCAGAUCACUUUGAUCAGCCCUACGGAUGGGUACGAGGAGAUCUCGAACCCUUUCGCCCAAGCCGAGUAAGAGCGAGAGAUAAAAGAAUCAUUGGGAACACCGGGGUGGAUAUUAUAGGCUUGUCGGUUCCGCGACAUUAUUUGUAUACCUUGACCGUCGACGAUGACAUGAUACGAGAUCAGGUCGAUCAAGAGGUUGCCAGACUCGCAAUUAUAUAAGGGGUAGGUGCACAUCCUGAGAGCACCUGGGUCAGAUAAACGUCGGAGUGAGGGUGAUUGAGGGGGUGCUGUCGAGGUUGAGCUUCCUGAAAGGCCAGGGAAGACGAGAUCAGAUGUGAAGCACGACAAGAAGAGCUCAAGAUCAAGGUCAUGAACUUACUCUUAUAAGCUGGAUAGUGAUGCC
Molecule: messenger RNA, 762 nt
Organism: Filobasidium floriforme
Lineage: Eukaryota; Fungi; Basidiomycota; Tremellomycetes; Filobasidiales; Filobasidiaceae
Product: U6 snRNA-associated Sm-like protein LSm7
Exons: 5
Coding region: 34-429 (131 amino acids)
Biological process (GO): mRNA splicing, via spliceosome; nuclear-transcribed mRNA catabolic process
Cellular component (GO): U12-type spliceosomal complex; spliceosomal tri-snRNP complex; catalytic step 2 spliceosome
Molecular function (GO): RNA binding
Source: RefSeq, a predicted model, not a curated record